AUGAACAGAACGUCGGCGACUGCGCUAUCGGCGUCCCCACGACAAUCCGACACGGCGCUGUAUGGCCAACAAUCCACUCCCGAUGAAGGGGCAUCCUAUGCCGAGUCUCUAAAGAACCAGAAUCAAAUGGAUGGUGGUGACGAUAAGUCCGGCGGUCCCAUUUUCCCUGGGCAACAAAGUAGACUCCCAUCCGACUCGAAUCAGAUUCCUCCACCAAACAACCAGAUGGAAGGAAGUCAAGAGUCUGGUCCCUCCUUUCCAGGGAAGCCAAGCAUGAAGCCACCAUUCUCAGGGACACCACCUCCAUCAAAUCCAUUUGGAGGCAGUCAAAACCCGAGGGAUGGAGCCGAAAAUGGGCAGUCAGGUGGUCCAGUCUUUCCAGGGCAAGCAAACAAGAAACCAUUCACUGGGACAAUGCCGCCACUGAAUCCACUUGAAGGCAGUUCUAGCCAAGUGAAAGGAAGUGAAGAGUCCACCUUUCCAGGGAAGCAAAAUAUAACGCCACCAUUCCCAGGGACACCACCUCCUGCAAAUCCAUUUGGAGGCAGUCAAAACACGAGGGAUGGAGCCGAAAAUGGGCAGCCAGGUGGUCCAGUCUUUCCAGGGCAAGCAAACAAGAAACCAUUCACUGGGACAUUGCCACCACCGAAUCCACUUGAAGGGACUCUAGCCAAGUGA
This is a messenger RNA of Seminavis robusta, 678 nucleotides long. Lineage: Eukaryota; Bacillariophyta; Bacillariophyceae; Naviculales; Naviculaceae. The record is from the annotation of a GenBank genome assembly.